Messenger RNA from Rhipicephalus sanguineus (brown dog tick), 3679 nucleotides. RefSeq names its product probable ATP-dependent RNA helicase DHX37 (gene kz). The record is from RefSeq and is a predicted model, not a curated record. Gene Ontology annotation, biological process: maturation of SSU-rRNA from tricistronic rRNA transcript (SSU-rRNA, 5.8S rRNA, LSU-rRNA). Gene Ontology annotation, cellular component: intracellular anatomical structure; nucleolus. Gene Ontology annotation, molecular function: RNA binding; ATP binding. Bases 71 to 3616 code for a protein of 1181 amino acids. Lineage: Eukaryota; Metazoa; Arthropoda; Arachnida; Ixodida; Ixodidae. The transcript is spliced from 27 exons.
CUUCAACACAUCAACUUGAUCCACGUGCUUUGAGUUGAGCGUUGUGUAGCGCAGUGCGAUCUCCAGCGAAAUGGGGCGAUCGCGCCGCAAAUACGAUGCCAAAGCGAGAGGCUCGCAACGUACAGCGUCCACAGACAACGACAAACCGCCGGAGGUCGAAGUGCAACUAGAUGUGAGAGAAGACAAGUACGACAGUAGCAAUGCCUUGGUCCUGCCUUCCAAGAAAGCUGGCAAGAAGGAAGCCAACAAAUCGCAAGAUGUCAAGGCGGCUCCAAAGCUGUCCAAGAAGAAGAAGAAAUUACUACAGAAGAUUUUGGAAAAGAAGAACAAAAAGAUCAACAGGACUCACCUACUAGAAGAGCUUCAGAAAUCACAGGCCAGCCAGAAGGAGCUUUCUAUGCUGAUUUCCACAUCCGCCAUGCAGACCAAAGGUCUGAAACGCCUCAGCGAGCUCACGACUGCGCCUCAGCCGGAUGAGAAGAAGGGGCCAACACGAAUAAGCAGCGUCAAGGGAAGCAGACAAAUGGCACCCAAGAGAGCCCGCAUCGACAGGGAUGACGUCCUAGGUUUCGAUUCGGAAUCGUCGGAGUCUGAAGACGGUGGGACUGAUGACGACGAGCUAUCGGCCGGAGAGGAAGGGUCUGGUGAUGGCCAGAGCUCUACAGAAGUGAAGGAAAGUGGAGAAGAUGAGGGUAGUGACAAUACAAAGAGCGACGGUGUGACAGAGGGUGCAGCUAAUGAGGCAGUCAAAGAUGCUGAGACGGCCACAGCGGCAGCGACACCAGCGGAAAGCCAACAGCAGCCUCAAGUGAAGCCUGUUGAGCGUUCCACGCCCUCCGUUUUUAUGCCCGUUCACAGGAGUGAAGAGGUUCAACUUGCGACCAUAACCCCAGACUACCUUGAAAGCUCGGCACCAGCUUCCAUUCUGGCGGAAGAACAACGAAUAAUGGAAGCCAUAGCGGAACACGACGUUGUGGUAAUCUGUGGCCAGACUGGCUCGGGAAAGACGACACAGGUUCCCCAGUUUCUUUACGAAGCCGGAUACGCCAGGGAAAAAAUGGUGGGCAUUACUGAGCCCAGACGAGUGGCCGCCGUGUCCAUGUCAAAGCGAGUUGCUGAGGAGAUGAGCCUUUCGUCGUCGGAGGUCUCGUACCAAAUCCGUUUUGAAGGAAAUGUCACAAACGACACGAAGAUCAAGUUCAUGACGGAUGGUGUCCUUCUGAAAGAGAUUCAGAAUAACUUCCUCCUGACUGGCUACUCUGUGAUAAUAAUUGACGAGGCUCACGAAAGGAGCAUCUACUCUGACAUCCUGAUUGGCCUCCUGUCAAGAAUUGUGCCACUGAGGCGGCGGAAAGGAAUCCCGCUGAAACUCAUCAUCAUGUCGGCAACACUCAGGGUGGAGGACUUCACGCAAAACACUCACCUCUUCAGAAAGCCACCACCUGUCAUUCAGGUCGAUUCCAGGCAGCACCCUGUAACUAUUCACUUCAACAAACGGACACCCGAUGACUACAUGCACGAAGCGUACCGCAAGGUAUGCAAGAUUCACCAACAGUUGCCCGAAGGAGGCAUCCUAGUCUUCGUCACAGGACAGCAAGAGGUCCUGACGCUGUGUCGUAAGCUGAAGAAACGGUUUCCUGAAAAUUCCGGCUGUCACGGUCAGGACCAGGGUGAUCAGAAGCAAGGUUCCAGUGAGGGCAAGGAUAAUGACGGCAGCGAGGCUCCUCAAAGAGCUGAGGCAAAGACAAAGGGUGUCAACUUAGACGAUUAUUCUGUGGUGCCGCUAGACGAGGGACAGUUGGAAGAACUUGUGAAGGACGAGGAACGGGAAGACGGCGAUCUGUCCUCCUCUGAAGAGGAUGACCUCAUGGAGGAAGCCGCUCCAAAUAGGAACGCUCAGCCGCUUACCGUACUCCCUCUGUUCUCCUUACUUCCCUCAGAAAAACAAGCCAAGGUGUUUCAAACCCCAUCAGAAGGUACCCGGCUCUGUGUCGUUGCUACCAAUGUUGGCGAAACUUCCCUCACCAUUCCAAACGUUAAAUACGUCGUGGACACUGGCAAGGUGAAAAUGCGCGUCUAUGACAAGGUGACUGGGAUAUCUGCUUUUCUCAUAUCCUGGGUCUCCAAGGCAUCCGCAGACCAGAGAGCUGGCCGAGCGGGCAGAACGUGCCCCGGCCACUGCUACAGGUUGUACUCGUCGGCAGUGUUCAACGACGAAUUCCAGAAAUUCACACCGCCUGAAAUAACGCGGAGGCCCGUUGAAGACUUAGUCCUACAAAUGAAGGCAAUGAACAUAGACAAAGUCGUGAAUUUCCCCUACCCUUCACCACCUGACAAAGAAGCUCUCAAGGCCGCUGAGAAGAAGCUGAUCCUCAUGGGCGCUCUGGAAGAGCUUCCCAAGCCAACACGUUUCAAGGAUCUGCCAAAGUGGGAGUGGAGUGCGCGGAUUACACCCCUGGGGCGUGCCAUGUCGUGCUUUCCCGUGAGCCCCCGCUAUGCCAAGAUGCUGGCCCUGUCGCAUCAGCAUGGACUGUUACCCUACAUCAUCGCUGUGGUGGCGGCCAUGACUGUGCAGGAAGUUUUCAUCUCUAUGGGGUUCUCCUCUACAGAAGCCAACAAGCAGGAUAAGCAAGCAAAGUGGAAGAAAGUCCGAGAAAUGUGGGCAGGACAGGGUCACUCUCUGGCGCUUGGGGACGUCAUGGUGCUGCUGAAAGCGGUCGGUGCGUCCGAGUUUGUUGGCUGCACGGCUGGCUUCUGCGAGAGCCAUGGUCUGCGUUACAAGGCAAUGGUGGAGAUCAGGAAGCUUCGCAUCCAGCUCACAAAUGAGUUGAACCUUCUCAUUCCCAACCUGAACCUGUCAGUUGACCCAGCCAUGGAGCCACCGACAGACUUACAGGCGAAACUAAUUCGUCAGGUUCUGGUCAUGGGCUUCAGUGACCACAUUGCCAAGAAAAUGACAGAUGAAGAGAGAUGCAGUCAGACGGAAAACGCGAUUGCAAAGAACGCUUAUAAGAGCAUGGAAGUAGAUGGCCCCGUGUUCAUUCAUCCUAACUCGGUGCUUAGCAGCAAGCAACCGCCAUUUGUCCUCUACCAGGAGAUAUUCGAGACAUCCAGGAUGUUUAUGCGAGUGGUCGCGGAGGUGGAACCCGAGUGGCUGCCCAUCUACGCCCCAAAGUACUGCACAUUCUCGUCUCCUUUGGAAGACCCGCCACCACGCUAUGACCGCAAGAAAGACAAGGUCCUCUGUUACGUGACGUCAACGUUCGGGCCCCAUGCGUGGCAGAUGGAAGCCGUGGAACAGGAAUUCAGCGAAGGCCUCGACAAGUUCCGGUGGUUUGCGCGUUUACUCCUCCAAGGAGACGUACUUCCCUUCUUCAAGAAGUACAGCAAGCUACUCCUGUCACCACCCAUCACCAUGAUCAAGAGUUGGGCACGGUUGCAGCCACGGACUGAACACUUACUGCAGGCCCUGGUUUCUCGGUCUGCUGACUCAAGACAAAAGUUGUGCGACUUGUGGGAGAGGGAGCCGAAGUACUUGCUGACCGAAUACCUGGAGUGGAUACAAGAGAGCCUUCACAAUGAAGUCGCCUUAGCAUGGCCUCCACAACCUAAGUGAACUUGCUCAUUUCCUACGUGUUGCAUGUACAUAGCGAAAUAAAUUUUUAAGUUAUUGUUUGAA